This is a messenger RNA of Amaranthus tricolor (Joseph's coat), 1206 nucleotides long. RefSeq lists its product as uncharacterized. The transcript has 5 exons. Bases 126 to 734 code for a protein of 202 amino acids. Lineage: Eukaryota; Viridiplantae; Streptophyta; Magnoliopsida; Caryophyllales; Amaranthaceae. The record is from RefSeq and is a predicted model, not a curated record.
AAUAAAUUGACUAAAUAAGGCUCAAAAAGAAGUAAGCCAGCCUCCGGGAAUUAGAAAGGAGUAGUAGCCACCGAAAUUUGGCCGUCCUUGGUCUUCUGUGUUAUCGUGAAAAUCAGUGUGGCCAAAUGCAAAAUUUGCAGCGACUUCGAUCAUUCAAGUCUUCAAUUUGGAGAUCUGUUGGUGUUCCGGAAUUGAAGAAGCGAGCUCACAAUUCAUGGUGUGCUGUUCAAGACACCUUUUACUCUACUAAGGAUACGUUUGAGAGGCACAGGGUGGUGUUUACAGUUGGUACUUCUAUAGCGUCAGUUGCUACUGCUUGGAUUGGAUACAGUCUUCGUCACCUUCAUGAUACAAAAGUUGAUAGAAGACUUGAUUCGAUUGAACAAGCAAUGAAAAGCACCUACCAAAUUGAGCGGGAGGAAAUUAAGAAGAUUGUAGGUUCAGGAACUUAUAGCACUGCAGCUUGUGCUGCCACUGCUGGAACAACUCUGGUUAUUGGGUAUGCUUUGGGAUGGCGGAGUGGAAAAUGGUACGCAAAUAGGAAAUUCAGGAGGGAUCAGAUGAAGUUACUAGGCCAAGUCAAUCCCCGGAGAUGGCAAUUCAUUAAGAAGCCAAAUCUCCAGUCUAUUAGAAUACCAUUACUCAGAAACAGAUCAUCCAAGAGUUCACUUAAAAGUUCAGAAGCAGUGCAAAAAGAUUCUAAAGACAGGGCAGUCCUUGGUAUUCAAUCAUAAAAUUCAUUCUAGCAGGGAUCGGAAUCUCAUGUUACGUAUUGCGUAUAGAACAUUUUUGUAAACACAUUAAGACAUAUAAAAGUGCAUAUAUCAACAUCAUUUUGUACAUACCGAGUGCUCAUAUCUUUUGCCCUUUCUGCUGCUUGUUUUUCAUUUACAAUAGUAUGAACGGGUUUGAAGGGGUUGUAACAUCAGAUGGUAGCUUCGCGUUAUUUCUCUUAAAGACAUAUUUACUGGGUAUCAAAUUAGCACAACGUAGUUUGUUUGUGUGCACUCAGUUACAAGUAGAUAGAUAAAGCAAUAAUGAUUUAAACCUGAAAUAAUGAGAGACUCCAUAAGAUUAUGUAUCUUUAACUUUUGAGAAUAAUCUUGGAAGACGAUUAUGAGAUAUAAUCUCUCAAAAUAAAGGCUUGAUUUGGCAAAAAUCAAGGAGGGUAAUCAACACAAUUUAUUACCUAGUUAGUAGUUGGUA